GAAAUUUAUCUAAAGACAUGGUUUUGUUUAAAAUACUGGUUGAUGUAUCUCACUUAACAAUAUGUAAAUCCUAAAGGUAUCGAACAAAGUACUUCCAGUACAAAGAAAAACAUCUCAGCAAUUUCAUCCGUUGGUGACAAUAAUGUAAAAUGAAUGAAAACGACGACGUUUGGUUUUUCUUCACCCCACACUCAACGGCUAGUUUUCCAACGUGAAGUGACUGUUUAGCCUUUAGAGCAAUACCCCCAAGAUUCAAAAUCUGAAAACACACACAUAAUUCCCGACACCAUCUUCAACUCUCACAAAAAAAACAUCAUUAGGCCUUUUGAGUUUUGUCACAAAAGCCGCAUUCGUUGUCGAGAAACACCUUCUUCAUCUAACUUGAACACUCGAGAAUGGUGUACUCCUACUACACCCCCACGUACUACUCAACCCUCCAUGACUCACUCACCUCUCUGUGCAAGACCAUUCUUCCUUUCAGCUUCAAGAAACGACCGUUACCUGCGGCGGAACACAAAUUGUCGAAACUGCAAUCCGACAACCUUAAAUGGCAGCAAGACUCUUUCCACCAGGUGCUGAACUUGAUGGGUCUCCACAAAGAAGGCAUCGUCGCUGAAUCUGAAGUUUCGGCCUUCAGAACCCACUUGCUAGACACCCUCAUUGCUUCUCCUCCAGAACAAGAACACCCCGUUAUAUUAAGAGAUAAGCUUCUGUUUCUCCAGGAACUUCUCUAUGCCAAGUGCAUUUCUGAAGAAGAGUACCAUUCUUCUAAGAGGCCAUUACUCCAGAGACUGGCAGCACAGGGGGCUCAGAUUGAAGCUAGGGAUGUGAUCGUGGCAAGGCCUAAGGACUCAAAAGAGAAUUCAGAGGAAGAGUGGUCAGUGAUUGAUUUGAAGGAUGAGAAGUGCUGGGUGAACAAAGAGAAUUUGGGUAGUAAGAGCAAGUCCAAUCAGGGAUCAGCCAUGAAGCAGAUUAAAGGAGCAGCCUUGGUAUUUGGCUUUGGCAAAGGUGGGAAAAAUGGGGAAGAAAAGAGCAUGUUUGACUCACCUUCUUUGUCUGCCAACAAUGAAUCAAGGGAAAACCCCUUCUGGGAUGCUCAGACAAAGGAAAAACAAAGUGAAGGAAAGUCAAUUCUUAUGGAGGAAAGUGUGCCUCCAGAACCAGUGAAGGAGAGUGGCGGUUUGGACAAGUUGAAGAGGAAACCAUUUAGAACUUUGUUUCAUAAGGAGCAAAGUGGUGGUCCUGAACAAGAUCAAAGAUCGGGGAAAUCAGGUAAAAAGCAAUGGGGAUUUGAAGGGUUCAAGAAAUGGAGGAGAAAUGAAUCAGAAGAAGAGACAGCUCCUUUGCCUCUUAAUGAGAGUGAGGAGGCCUAUUCGGGUUCCUUAGCAAAGACACUUGGGGAGGGACCAGACACUAAGUUAAUAAAGAAGAAGUUGCAUUCUGAUGGUUCCCCAUCUGAUUUUUUUAUUGAUAAGGUUUUGGGAGACAAGAUAAAGAAGGAGUUGUCAAGAAUCCAGACAGAACUGAGCAGCACAAACCCAAAUCUUAAAUUUUCGAAUGAUCAGAUUGAAGCAAUUUCUACAAGAAUUCCAGUGGACAAGGCUGAGUUGAAAAAUUACUUUCCCAAAUCAUGGUGUGACCGAUACGGUGAUGUUGUGCUGGAUGUGGUGAAGAAAGAGUUCAAGGACCAUGUUGCGGAAAUGGAGAACAGGCGCAACAUUGCUAGAGAAAAACAAAGCAACUCUAGGCGUUGGACAACAACAACAUUUGACGGUGACGAAAACAUUCAUCCAAAUCUUUUUGGUCAUCGUGAUAAUAAUUCAGUUCGUAGCAGUAACAUUAAUCCAUUUUCUCAUGGUUACGCUUAGUUUAACUUUAAGGUGUCUGGAUCAGCUUCCUCUCUAGGAAACUCAUCCGUACAGUAUCCGUUGUAUUGCUGAGCCAGAAAACAAGACUUGUAAUUACUGUCUCAAUUAUCGAUAAUCCUACUCAACCAGGAUAUCAAUAUUUCUAUUGUUAUUAUUAUUAUUAUAAGUUCAGUUUUUUUUCCCUUA
Glycine soja is the source of this 2054-nucleotide messenger RNA. RefSeq lists its product as uncharacterized. The record is from RefSeq and is a predicted model, not a curated record. The coding region runs from base 396 to 1868 and encodes 490 amino acids. The transcript is spliced from 5 exons. NCBI's taxonomy places the organism in Eukaryota, Viridiplantae, Streptophyta, Magnoliopsida, Fabales, Fabaceae.